AUGGUGACAACCUGCAGGGAGGAAAGCAGAAAUAUCCAGCAGGGACGUUCUCCUCCAUCAGGGGACGUUCGCCUCCAUCGGGAGACGUUCUCCUCCAUCGGGGGACGUUCGCCUCCAUCAGGGGACGUUCUCCUCCAUCAGGGGACGUUCGCCUCCAUCAGGGGACAUUCUCCUCCAUCACGGGACGUUCGCCUCCAUCGGGGACGUUCGCCUCCAUCGGGGGACGUUCUCCUCCAUCGGGGGACGUUCUCCUCCAUCGGGGGACGUUCGCCUCCAUCAGGGGACGUUCUCCUCCAUCAGGGGACGUUCGCCUCCAUCAGGGGACAUUCUCCUCCAUCACGGGACGUUCGCCUCCAUCGGGGGACGUUCGCCUCCAUCGGGGGACAUUCUACCCCAUCGGGGGACGUUCUACCCCAUCGGGGGACGUUCUCCUCCAUCGGGGGACGUUCUACCCCAUCGGGGGACGUUCUACCCCAUCGGGGGACGUUCUCCUUCAUCGGGGGACGUUCUCCUCCAUCGGGGGACGUUCGCCUCCAUCGGGGGACGUUCGCCUCCAUCGGGGGACGCUCUCCUCCAUCGGGGGACGUUCGCCUCCAUCGGGCGACGUUCGCCUCCAUCGGGGGACGUUCUCCUCCAUCAGGGGACGGGACGUUCUCCUCCAUCAGGGGACAGGACGUUCUCCUCCAUCGGGGGACGUUCGCCUCCAUCGGGGGACGUUCUACCCCAUCGGGGGACGUUCUCCUCCAUCGGGGGACGUUCUACCCCAUCGGGGGACGUUCUACCCCAUCGGGGGGACGUUCUCCCCCAUCGGGGGACGUUCUACCCCAUCGGGGGACGUUCGCCUCCAUCGGGGGACGUUCGCCUCCAUCGGGGGACGUUCGCCUCCAUCGGGGGACGCUCUCCUCCAUCGGGGGACGUUCGCCUCCAUCGGGCGACGUUCGCCUCCAUCGGGCGACGUUCUCCUCCAUCGGGCGACGUUCGCCUCCAUCGGGGGACGUUCUCCUCCAUCGGGGGACGUUCUCCUCCAUCGGGGGACGUUCUCCUCCAUCAGGGGACGGGACGUUCUCCUCCAUCAGGGGACAGGACGUUCUCCUCCAUCGGGGGACGUUCGCCUCCAUCAGGGGACGUUCUCCUCCAUCAGGGGACGUUCGCCUCCAUCGGGGGACGUUCUACCCCAUCGGGGGACGUUCUACCCCAUCGGGGGACGUUCUACCCCAUCAGGGGACGUUCUACCCCAUCGGGGGACGUUCUCCUCCAUCGGGGGACGUUCUACCCCAUCGGGGGACGUUCUCCUCCAUCGGGGGACGUUCUCCUCCAUCGGGGGACGUUCUACCCCAUCGGGGGACGUUCGCCUCCAUCGGGGGACGUUCUCCUCCAUCGGGGGACGUUCGCCUCCAUCGGGCGACGUUCGCCUCCAUCGGGGGACGUUCUCCUCCAUCGGGGGACGUUCUCCUCCAUCGGGGGACGUUCUCCUCCAUCAGGGGACGGGACGUUCUCCUCCAUCAGGGGACAGGACGUUCUCCUCCAUCAGGGGACAGGACGUUCUCCUCCAUCGGGGGACAGGACGUUCUCCUCCAUUGGGGGACGUUCGCCUCCAUCAGGGGACGUUCUCCUCCAUCAGGGGACGUUCUCCUCCAUCAGGGGACGUUCUCCUCCAUCAGGGGACGUUCUCCUCGACGUUCUCCUCCAUCAGGGGACGUUCUCCUCCAUCAGGGGACGUUCUCCUCGACGUUCUCCUCCAUCAGGGGACGUUCUCCUCCAUCAGGGGACGUUCUCCUCGACGUUCUCCUCCAUCAGGGGACGUUCUCCUCCAUCAGGGGACGUUCUCCUCGACGUUCUCCUCCAUCAGGGGACGUUCUCCUCCAUCAGGGGACGUUCUCCUCGACGUUCUCCUCCAUCAGGGGACGUUCUCCUCCAUCAGGGGACGUUCGCCUCGACGUUCUCCUCCAUCAGGGGACGUUCUCCCCCAUCGGGGGACGUUCGCCUCCAUCGGGGGACGCUCUCCUCCAUCGGGGGACGCUCUCCUCCAUCGGGGGACGCUCUCCUCCAUCGGGGGACGUUCGCCUCCAUCGGGGGACGCUCUCCUCCAUCGGGGGACGUUCGCCUCCAUCGGGGGACGUUCGCCUCCAUCGGGGGACGCUCUCCUCCAUCGGGGGACGUUCGCCUCCAUCGGGGGACGUUCUCCUCCAUCGGGGGACGUUCGCCUCCAUCGGGGGACGUUCUCCUCCAUCGGGGGACGUUCGCCUCCAUCGGGGGACGUUCUCCUCCAUCGGGGGACGUUCGCCUCCAUCAGGGGACGUUCGCCUCCAUCAGGGGACGUUCGCCUCCAUCAGGGGACGUUCUCCUCCAUCAGGGGACGUUCGCCUCCAUCGGGGACGUUCUCCUCCAUCAGGGGACGUUCUCCUCCAUCAGGGGACGUUCGCCUCCAUCGGGGACGUUCUCCUCCAUCGGGGGACGUUCGCCUCCAUCGGGGGACGUUCUACCCCAUCGGGGGACGUUCUACCCCAUCGGGGGACGUUCUCCUCCAUCGGGGGACGUUCUACCCCAUCGGGGGACGUUCUCCUCCAUCGGGGGACGUUCUCCUCCAUCGGGGGACGUUCUACCCCAUCGGGGGACGUUCGCCUCCAUCGGGGGACGUUCUCCUCCAUCGGGGGACGUUCGCCUCCAUCGGGGGACGUUCGCCUCCAUCGGGGGACGCUCUCCUCCAUCGGGGGACGUUCGCCUCCAUCGGGCGACGUUCGCCUCCAUCGGGGGACGUUCUCCUCCAUCGGGGGACGUUCUCCUCCAUCGGGGGACGUUCUCCUCCAUCAGGGGACGGGACGUUCUCCUCCAUCAGGGGACAGGACGUUCUCCUCCAUCAGGGGACAGGACGUUCUCCUCCAUCGGGGGACAGGACGUUCUCCUCCAUUGGGGGACGUUCGCCUCCAUCAGGGGACGUUCUCCUCCAUCAGGGGACGUUCUCCUCCAUCAGGGGACGUUCUCCUCCAUCAGGGGACGUUCUCCUCGACGUUCUCCUCCAUCAGGGGACGUUCUCCUCCAUCAGGGGACGUUCUCCUCGACGUUCUCCUCCAUCAGGGGACGUUCUCCUCCAUCAGGGGACGUUCUCCUCGACGUUCUCCUCCAUCAGGGGACGUUCUCCUCCAUCAGGGGACGUUCUCCUCGACGUUCUCCUCCAUCAGGGGACGUUCUCCUCCAUCAGGGGACGUUCUCCUCGACGUUCUCCUCCAUCAGGGGACGUUCUCCUCCAUCAGGGGACGUUCGCCUCGACGUUCUCCUCCAUCAGGGGACGUUCUCCCCCAUCGGGGGACGUUCGCCUCCAUCGGGGGACGCUCUCCUCCAUCGGGGGACGCUCUCCUCCAUCGGGGGACGCUCUCCUCCAUCGGGGGACGUUCGCCUCCAUCGGGGGACGCUCUCCUCCAUCGGGGGACGUUCUCCUCCAUCGGGGGACGUUCUCCUCCAUCGGGGGACGUUCUCCCCCAUCACUUUCAUUUUCUUGUCAGGGAAUAA
Rana temporaria (common frog) is the source of this 3507-nucleotide messenger RNA. Its product is annotated as mucin-1-like. Lineage: Eukaryota; Metazoa; Chordata; Amphibia; Anura; Ranidae. The coding region runs from base 1 to 3507 and encodes 1168 amino acids. The record is from RefSeq and is a predicted model, not a curated record. The transcript has 2 exons.